Messenger RNA from Tetrahymena thermophila SB210, 435 nucleotides. RefSeq lists its product as hypothetical. The record is from RefSeq and is a predicted model, not a curated record. Lineage: Eukaryota; Ciliophora; Oligohymenophorea; Hymenostomatida; Tetrahymenidae. The transcript has a single exon.
AUGGCGUAAUCAAGUCAAGCCGUCUUCGCAAGUUGUACUAAGAUUCUUAUGAUAAGAAAAAUUAUGAUUAAAAGAUAGGUGAUAAGCAAUUUUUAAACUUUGAUGAAUUUUUUGAAAUAAUGGCAAGCGAUAUCUUAGAAAAGAAAGAAAAAUAUAAAGAUAUUUAAUUCGAUUCUUAAGGAUAAGACAUAGGCUGUGUUUUUUGUCCUACUGCUGUUGAUACUAGAUAAUAGCAAAACACUUAUUGAAAUCAAACCUACUAGAAUCAUUCCUUAUAUAAACAAAUAAAUAAAUAAAUACACCUCUACAAUUUUCUCUCUUCUGCUUGAGUUUAAACUUAAAUAAAUGUCUUUCUUUAAAUUUUAAGGCAGUUCCUGUAAACGAAAGAACAAAUUAUCAAUCAAUUAACAAAAAAUCAAUUGUGCGCAUUUGUGA